AUGAAGUUUCUGCAACAAAAUUCCUUCACACAAACGUCAAUGUCUCAGCCACAUGAGGAUGUUUCCCCGCCACUUCGUCACCCAUAUCUUACCGGCAACUUUGCUCCAAUCCAUAAAACAACAAAUCUCACUCCAUGUACAUAUAGUGGGUGCAUACCGCCGGAACUGACUGGUGGUCAAUACGUUCGCAAUGGCGGCAAUCCCGUCAGCCACCAAGACCUUGGCAAAGAUGCCCAUUGGUUUGACGGCGACGGUAUGCUCUCUGGCGUCGCGUUCAGAAAGGCAUCCAUAGAUGGCAAGACCAUACCAGAAUUCGUCAAUCAGUAUAUCUUGACGGAUUUGUACUUAUCCAGAAAGACGACGUCUAUUGCCUCACCAAUAAUGCCAAGCAUCACGACCCUGGUAAAUCCGCUAUCUACUAUGUUUCAGAUCAUGUUCGCGACCUUCAGGACGAUAUUCCUCGUCAUUCUCUCGAACCUACCUGGAUCCCAACAAGCUAUCAAGCGUAUCAGUGUCGCCAAUACUGCUGUCUUAUACCAUGAUGGUAGGGCUUUGGCGACAUGCGAAAGCGGGCCGCCCAUGAGGAUACAGCUUCCCUCGCUGGAUACUGUCGGCUGGUUCGACGGUGUUGAAGCUGAAGGUGAGCCUGAGAUAUCGCAAGCCGGCAGUGAUGACUCUCCGUUCGGCGGUAGCGGGAUCUUCAGCUUCAUGAAGGAAUGGACGACGGGGCAUCCCAAGGUCGACCCCGUUACUGGAGAAAUGCUUCUUUAUCACAACACCUUCAUGCCACCAUACGUGCACUGCUCAGUACUUCCUAAGAGCAACGAAAAGGCGCCUGGGCACAGACUUGUGAAUCAGCCGGUUUUGGGAGUAUCUGGCGCUCGAAUGAUGCACGACUUCGGAGCGUCUCGAAGUCAUACUAUCAUCAUGGAUCUUCCUCUGAGCCUUGACCCUCUCAACACAAUGAAAGGCAAAGAAGUUGUAGCAUACGAUCCGACGAAGCCUUCACGGUUUGGUGUGUUCCCGCGACAUCUACCAUCCAGUGUGCGGUGGUUUCAUACAGCACCAUGCUGUAUCUUCCAUACUGCGAAUACUUGGGAUUCUCAGUCCAGCGAAGGAGAACUCUCUGUUAAUCUGCUUGCGUGUCGGAUGACUUCUUCUACGCUAGUGUAUACAGCGGGGAACAUUCGGCCACCAGUGAGGUCUAGGUGUACCCAAGCACGGGUCUGGUCAGACGAGAGGGAAGAAACAGCUUGCAGAUAUAAGGAGGCUCCUGCACUUGAAUCACCAGGUGAAUCAACGGGGUUGGCCGACUACUUUCCCAUCACUGCAGAGUCCGACGACUACGAUCAAUGCCGGCUAUACUACUACGAAUUCGAUUUGGCGAUGGAGUCCCGGAACCACGUCAAGAGCCAGUGGGCCCUCUCAGCGAUACCUUUCGAAUUUCCGUCAGUGCGUCCAGACCGAGAGAUGCAAGAAGCUCGCUACAUCUACGGCUGCAGUACAUCGACUUCCUGUUUCGGCGUUGCUCUCGGACGAGCUGAUAAGGUAGAUCUUCUUGUCAAGAUGGAUGCCAAGACCCUCAUCCAACGUGGGAAAAAGAUGAACGCAACAUCCAUCACUGGGUGCGUCGAUAGACGUUCAGUCUGCGAGAUCCUUCAAGAACAAAGGAAGGACGAUCCUAUAAACAUAUUCCGUCUUCCACCAAACCACUACGCCCAAGAACCGCGGUUCGUUCCUCGAGCUUGUUCAACUGAGGAGGACGAUGGGUAUCUGCUCUUUUACGUCUUCGACGAGUCUCAACUCCUGCCAUCUGGCGAUUGUCCUCCAUCUGCUACAUCUGAGCUUUGGAUUCUUGAUGCUAAGAACAUGCGUGAUGUAGUGGCCAAGGUCAGGCUUCCGCAACGAGUUCCAUAUGGUCUGCAUGGAACUUGGUUCUCUAGUCAAGAUAUCGAAUCUCAACGGUCUGUGGAGUCUUUGAGAAGUUUGGAAGUAGUGCAGAGGAAGAAGGAAGAAUGGGUUAAUAGUGGGGGACAGAUAAGGAAGUCGUGGAUGGUAUUACGAGAGAAGUUGGAGAAAGCUGUUGGAUGA
This is a messenger RNA of Fusarium fujikuroi IMI 58289, 2091 nucleotides long. Its product is annotated as related to lignostilbene alphabeta-dioxygenase I. The record is from RefSeq and is a predicted model, not a curated record. Lineage: Eukaryota; Fungi; Ascomycota; Sordariomycetes; Hypocreales; Nectriaceae. Gene Ontology annotation, molecular function: carotenoid dioxygenase activity. The transcript is spliced from 2 exons. Bases 1 to 2091 code for a protein of 696 amino acids. Gene Ontology annotation, biological process: carotene catabolic process.